Molecule: messenger RNA, 2552 nt
Organism: Solea senegalensis (Senegalese sole)
Lineage: Eukaryota; Metazoa; Chordata; Actinopteri; Pleuronectiformes; Soleidae
Exons: 10
Coding region: 417-2333 (638 amino acids)
Biological process (GO): cytokine-mediated signaling pathway; immunoglobulin mediated immune response
Cellular component (GO): external side of plasma membrane
Molecular function (GO): protein binding; cytokine receptor activity
Source: RefSeq, a predicted model, not a curated record
UUGUUUCAAAACGGAAACGUGGAUGUUUCUCCCAUUUACUUUCAACCUACCCACGGGGAAACCACAACACUGCACACUGAGUUUUUUCCCUGACGCAAUUUCAAAGUGAAGGAGUGUCUCGAAACAUAACCUUCCAGUACAAUCGAGUCUACAGACAUGGUAACAGCUCAUACGGCCACUUUGUACAUAAAUGAUGGCAAACUGGAAGAGUUUUCUUCAGAGUGAAGCUGAAGGGUGUCAAACGGGAUCAAGGUGCUGCAAGGGCAGAUUCUACAGCUUCACCGACAGCUGUAACUUCAUCUGCGCAAGAUGAGAAGAAGGAGGAAGCAGUGAGGUGUAGCCAGAUGCUGUCAGCUGUCAUUUUUUGGAAACCAACCAUAAAUCUCCUUCACAAAAGGAGAUUAAUGACGCAUUAAAUGGAGAGAAACCAGGAAAUCUCUGUGCUACUUCUUGCUCUGCUUCAAGUCUGCUUGGCCAGGUUGGAAAGUUGCACAAGCCAACCGGCUCUUCCCACAGAUCUCACCUGCUACACCGACUACAAUACAACCAUCAGUUGUGCCUGGAACAUUACAAAGGAGUCCGACCACAGAGAUGCCGCAUGCACACUACUCAGCACUCAUAAGUACAAAAAUAAAACAACUUUUUCUGCUUCGUGUCGCAUGGAACCUGCUGACGUGUCCGGUCAGAAUAUAAGGAGGUGCACCUUGGAUUUCAAAGCCCCACGCAGAUUUACAACUGCCCAUAACCUGUCCAUGAGCCUGAGCUGUGACCCUGGGAAGCACAUUUUGACAGUUUACUUCAGGCCAGCUUGCAACAUAAAGCUAAAACCACCAGGAAGACCAGAUGUCAACCUUACCACCGUUUCCUGGCUCCCCAUAUUUGGGAAAAGUUCUUUACUGGUUUUCAUCUCAGAGUUGCAGUGGAAAACCCAGGAUCAGUCAUGGAGUGAUCCCUCUGUGCAGAAGCAGCAGACAAAAACCACAUCAUGUAUGUCGAAAUGCGAGGCACAGCUGGACCCCGAAUCACUCGUACAAGGAGAGACAUAUGAGGCACGCAUUCGGGUGCAGCCUGAUCAAGCGAAAUUUUACAUGUCAGUGUGGAGUGACUGGGGCCCCACUGCAUCAUGGGAGUCACCUGUUGGAAGAAUGAAACCAACACAACCACCUGAUUUUGUGAGGGAUGUGGCCAUUAUCAUCACAGGCGCAACACUGGCCUUGUUUCUGGCGGGCGUACUCUUUAAGAAUGACAAAGCCAUUUGGGUUUACAGGAAGAUGAGAGGUCAGCCCCCACCGGAUCCUGGAAAGUCCUCCCUGAAGGAUCUACAUUUGCAGCAUUGGAGCCCUUACUUCACCAGGGAAUCCCUUCACUCCUCUUUGAAAACAGAGGACAUCAACUCUGUAGAAGUUAUCUCCACCAUGGAUAAUGACACAUUCUGCAGCAAAGAGGUGGCUCUCCUGGAUAAGAUGAGAAAAGAACGCAUGAGAAUCGAGUCGACCAGCUCCAGUUUCUCCAACCCCAUUUACUCCCAACUUUGUCCUCCUCCUCCUCCUCCUGACGCUAUGGGGACAGCAGAGAGUCUGGAGCCCUGUGACAAUGAUCCACGCAAUAGCUCUACCGGUUGUCAAGACAAAGGCGAAAGUGCAGAGAAGAACGUGGAGGAAGAAAGAAUGAAAGAAAUGCAGAUUGUACAGUUGCUAUCAAAACGCAAGAACAACAACAGUGAGCAUGUGCAAGUAGUUUCAGGCUACGAGAAGGUUGAGAAGCUCCAGGCUGAACGCACCAGACUCCAGAGUCUAGAUUCAGGUGUUUGCUCUGGCGAAGACGUGAGUCAGGAGAGUCUGGAAACAGAUAGCGUCAAUGUAAGUGAUGGCCAUGAGGAGGGGCCCGAGAGCAGAGAGGUGGUGAAUGAAAAAGAAGUCAUCUUUCAGAAACUCUUUGGAGGUGAUGGAGGAAGUGUUGUCGGCAAAGGGUCCGUUCAGGUUUGCUCUGAUUACGAGCAAGUCCACAAGCUGCAGCCCAGCAGUCCUGAACUACUGAGCGUAGAUUCAGGGGUGAACAGUGGGGGUGAGGAGCAGGUGAGUCAUGAGGAGAGCCUGGAAGACAUCGAUUCGUCAACUGAAACCACACACUUCCUGUUCCCUCCUACUCGCUGUAUUCUGCCAUGUGCCGUGCCCUCUUUCUCGCAAAUGUCUUUAUCUGGGACAGAUUUAAGUAGAGCUCUGCAACCUUCAAGUCUUAGUCAAAUAGUCGGGAAAGCUGCUAUGCUGUCAUUGUCCAGGUCAAUGGAAACCUCGGGUGAUGGAUACAUGCCUGUGAGACAGGAGUCAGGAUAAAGCAGCAAUAGGCGGAUUUACUGGAAAAACCAGUUGACUGCUGAGCUUCUUCUGCUGGUUGUUGAAAUAUAGUUUUGGAUGCCGGUUGUCCUUAGUUCCUUAGGGACAGUUUAAACUUCAGAAGCAAAUUUCACAUUGAAACUUUUGAAAUCAGUUUGAGUUUAAAAUAUCGCAUUUUCGCCAGACCUGACCUCCAUGCUAAGUUUCAAGAGUUUAUAU